AAGAUGGUUUCCCCAACAAUCUUGGGCCCUAGCCGGGCGCCUUUUCCGGCCUUGGCAGGGGGCGGGGUCCAUUGAGUAAAGAGCCUUGCGUGCCGGCGCCCGCGACGGGGGCACGUAUCAGGGCGCAGGCGCAGGGAGGGGGUUGGGAGGAGGGAGAGCGGCGAGUAAGAUGGAAGAUGAGGAGGUCGCUGAGAGCUGGGAGGAGGCGGCAGACAGCGGGGAAAUAGACAGACGGUUGGAAAAAAAACUGAAGAUCACACAAAAGGAGAGCAGGAAAUCCAAAUCUCCUCCCAAAGUGCCCAUUGUGAUUCAGGACGAUAGCCUUCCCACCGGCCCCCCCCCACAGAUCCGCAUCCUCAAGAGGCCCACCAGCAACGGUGUGGUCAGCAGCCCCAACUCCACCAGCAGGCCAGCCCUUCCUGUCAAGUCCCUAGCACAGCGGGAGGCAGAGUACGCAGAAGCCCGGAAGCGGAUCCUGGGCAGCGCCAGCCCUGAGGAGGAACAAGAGAAACCCAUCCUCGACAGGCCAACCAGGAUCUCCCAACCUGAAGACAGCAGGCAGCCCAAUAAUGUGAUCAGGCAGCCUUUGGGUCCUGAUGGGUCACAAGGCUUCAAACAGCGCAGAUAAAUGUGGGCAAGAAAGAAUGCCACCGCUGCCGCCAUCACCACCUCCUGGGUCGUCCGCCACGGGUUGCACUGCCAUGGCAGACAGCUGGACUUGAGCAGAGGGAAGGACCUGAUUUACUUGCACUGUGAUCCCCUUUGCUCCGCCCACUGUGACCUUGAACCCCAUGCACUGUGACCUCCUCCUUUCCCCCCCUUCCCACUGUGAUUGGCAUGUCUACAAGGGCUGUCCCAAGUCAAUGGAAAGGGAAAGGGUGGGGGUUAGGGGACUUAAGAGUAGAGAGUCAGACAGUGCCACUUGGCCACUUGGGGUAAAGCCAGUGCCAGCAAUAACAGUUUAUCAUGCUCAUUAAUUUGGGACUUCAAAACAAAUGAGAACUCCUGUCCACCCACCCCCAAGUGCAUGUCUUCAUCACUUAAAAGCAAGUUCCAUUUGAAAAAUAUCCUUUCUUUUUUUUUUCCUUCCUAUUUUUGUUUGUUUAUACAGAUAUCUGAUUUGCAAGAAAAAGUGCAUGGGAGGGGUUUUAGCAGUUUAAUGAAUUUUUAAUUAAGAAAGGGUAGUUUGUUAGUCUACUUAAAAAUGUUUCUGGGAAAUUCACUAGGAACAUUAACCAAUAGGUUUUUGGUGAGCUUAGCUUCUGUAUUCCUACUGCCGCCCAGAAAAGGGGCAGGGCUCUGUAGCCCCCAGGACAGAUGAGCACCCCAUGCCUAUACCUCCCUCCCCACAGCUAAGUCCCAGAGCAUCAUGGCCCUACCUGGAGACUGGGCUAGUUCUAUAGGCUCAGAGAGCCUGGGGAGGGUUCAACCCCACCUCUAGUAUUUUGGGAGAUAGGGAAAGUGGACAGACUUUCCCUUCCCAUUCCCCUCAGGGUGGUUCCCUACCAGCCAGGCUUGCUACUUCUGGAAGAAAGCGGGGAGUGAGACUGCACUCCUGAGCUUGGAAGUAAAUGAUGCGAGGCUUGCUCAGUAUGUUGCUGGCAGCACAAGGAAAGCUAGGAGAGUCUGGCUCCAGGUAUCAGCCUCCUGCCUAGUGUGGUUAGAAGGUGUCUGUGGAGUGCCAUCUCUAUUGAUGGCAUCAACUUGGUAAUUAUACCUGGUACAUUUCCUUUGUGAAAUCACUACCUUGAAAGCAGACCAUUCUGAACACAUAUGGGAAAAGACAAGCUGUGCAUUGCAAAGAUUGGUGAUGACAGACUGGUUCCCCCAUAGAUCUAGGCUUCCCUUCACCCUUUUUUCCAGAGCAAGAGCCUGGAAUGAAAGCAGUUUCCUCUCUGUCCCUGGAGUCUAGAGAUUUGCUUUGGCUCCUGGAGGUGGAAGAGACUAAGAGGGCAGCUGCCUAGAGCAGCUCUGUGUGUGUACAAUCUGGCUCCUCUCAGGCUUUCUCUGGUCUCUUCUGUUGCACUGCGCCUUAUUCCUCAGCCAGCCAGCCAGCCAGCCAGCCAGCCCCCCCACUCAGUGGAUGAGUUUUGGAGUGGUGGGUGUGACGUUUUUGUGAUUAGGGCAGCUUGUGGUGGCCAAGGUGGCAAGCUAAGUUUUGGAGGCUCACUCCACCUUUAGUUCAUCUAGCUCUUGGCCUUGCCCUGUGGGAAUGUAGGCCAGGCUCAGCAAGCCAUGUGCCACUACAUAUUCCCCUUUGAAGGAAGGGCCAGCUGCCAGUUGAAUCAGCAACUAGACCAUAGCACAGUCUUGUGACCUGUGUGGAGCCAGGAGAUUGUCUGUGAGCAGAGCUGGAACAGAGAGCUUCAGUCAGGAACCUACAGGGUGUUGAAUUGGGCCCAUAGACUAUUGUGAUGGGGAAUUACCUUCAGGCGUGGGCAAGGGAAACGGUUGGCUGUUGUCUUUAUAGUUCCACUGCCCUGCCAGGUUUCCUCAUUCUAAAUGUAGUGUCCAUCCCUCAUGUAAUAGUGGUUUCUGGCCCAAAAUGAGAUUGUCCUUUCAGUUGGAGAAGGGUAUAGAGGUAGGCCAGGUGGAAAGGCCAGAAGUGCUGAUUGCCCAGCCACUGGGACAACCUGUUCUUGCCUCCCCCUCCCCUAAUGGAGCCAGAGGGAAGACUAGCUGAUGGGUGUCUGUGGACUGAAGAUAUAGUAGGGACUGGUGCUCCCACCUCCCUCUGGCCAAAGAUGGGGCUCUGCCCGCUGUGUGCCUGUCACCACCCACUAGUAGUCAUAUCCUUGGCUUCCCAGAUGGAGAGGCAGCAAAUUUUUUUUAAAAAGAAAUGAAAACAGGAAACUAUUGUGUUGGGGGAGGUGGGAGGGGAGACGGG
This is a messenger RNA of Molossus molossus (Pallas's mastiff bat), 2887 nucleotides long. It is a transcript of the gene SZRD1, whose product is annotated as SUZ RNA binding domain containing 1. NCBI's taxonomy places the organism in Eukaryota, Metazoa, Chordata, Mammalia, Chiroptera, Molossidae. The coding region runs from base 170 to 628 and encodes 152 amino acids. The transcript has 4 exons. The record is from RefSeq and is a predicted model, not a curated record.